Messenger RNA from Monoraphidium neglectum, 1773 nucleotides. RefSeq lists its product as hypothetical. Lineage: Eukaryota; Viridiplantae; Chlorophyta; Chlorophyceae; Sphaeropleales; Selenastraceae. The record is from RefSeq and is a predicted model, not a curated record. The transcript is spliced from 3 exons. The coding region runs from base 1 to 1773 and encodes 590 amino acids.
AUGGACUCAGCAUCGUUUUCGCAACUGAGGCUUGCGAGCCGUGCCGCAUGCCGUCUGGUGGAGGCGCGGAUCUGGUGCAUCGCCGUUGGCGGGGAGGCAGGGGCCCCAGCAGUGGCGCUGGCAGCGGCCGUGGAGCGGUUCCCCUCUGUCGCAGAGCUGCAGAUUGAGAGCGUGGACGACGAGCAGCAGGCCGUCGAGCUGGAGCAGGCGCUCGAGGCCCUGCAGCCCGGCCUGGUGUGGCCGUCAGUGACGCUGCUCACCCUGCCUUGGGACGAGGAUGCGCCUGCGGCGCCCAUCAGCCCGGCUGCGCUCGCCCGUCUGGUGGCGCUCUGCCCCAGCCUCCAGGAGCUGCAGGGACUGCACAUCGCACUCAAACCGCCGCCGGCCGUGGCGCCCGCCGGCGGCAGCGCUGCGGGCGGCAGGGACGCGCGCGCCUUGGUCUUAAACGCGCUCGCCGGCGCUGCGUCACUGUCGAGGUUGUCGCUGAGUCUGGACCCCGACGACGGCUGCGGCCCUCGCUUCAGGCGUCGCUUGACGACGACCCUGCGGGGGCUCAAGCUGAGUCACCUGAAGCUGGUGAACGCGUACCCGUCAUGGCUGGGGCGCAUGGACUGGACAAAGCUCGCGGAGCUGCAGGUGACGGCUGCGGCGGCGGUGGGGGCACUCCCGGGCCUCACCAGCCUCGAGCUCAGCGUGGGCGCGGCCGCGCCGCUGCUGCCCCUGGGGGCCUGCCGCGGGCUGCAGAAGCUCACGCUCAGGGACUGCGCGGUGGGCGGCCAGGUGGCGUCGCUGCGAGAAGCCGGCAUCCUGCCGGAACUCACGAGCCUCGAGCUUGUCGGCAAAUGCAACGAAAAUCUGUCCAGCAACGAAAAUCCGGCGCAGGACCCGCUGGGGGCGGAGGCGCUCUCUGUGAUCUCUGAGGCGUGCCCAAAUCUCAAAUGUCUGCGGCUCGACAACCUCACGCUUGGAGGCGCGGCCCCCGCGGCCGCAGGCGCAGCCGCGCCGCCCGUGUUCAGCAGGCUGCAACAGCUGACCCUCGGAAACGUGCAGGACGGCCGCGGCGGGGCCGAGGCGUUUGACCUUGCGGCUCUCGCGCCGGCCCUGGUGCAAAUGACUCUGCAGAGCAGCUGGCCCAGCCUCGCGCGCGGCAUUGCCAGCCACCCGGCGCGUCCCCGGCUGUACUUCGACGGGCGCAGCCACCCCAAGUGGUGCUGCCUGUCUGAUACAGCAGCCUUCGCCGCGGCCGUCGGCGAGCAGUCUCACCUCGGGUGCGAGCUCAGCCUGGAGGCCUGCGCGUCUGAGGGCUUUUCGCGCAGGGGUGUCGACCGCAGCUGCGUGCACGAGUGGGUGACGGGCUGGCGCUGCGUGCGCGAGCUGGACCUGGGUGUGCAAGGCCUCGGCAUACACCUGUCGGCCCUGCUGCCGCACAUCGCGUCGACGAUGGGCGGGCGCCUCGAGUCGCUGUGGCUGGCGGGCUGCGAGGCCGACCCGGCGCCUGACGCGGACCGCACUCUGCUGUGUCUGCCGAUGUUUUCGCGCCUGCGUCUGCUGUCGCUGGACCUCGACGCGCGGGACGGGGAGCCGCGCAGCCCGUGCUUCCAGGACGUGUGUGCCUUGCUGGCGCCGCUCACUGUGUCGCGCGAGGCGUCGUUACAUGUCGGCCGGUUGCCAGAGGGUUUCGCUUUGUUCCUGCCUGUGGGGGCCGCGGUCGCGUGGGAGGGCUGCCAGGCGCUGAUGGCACAGGUUCCCGGGGUCAAGAUUGAGCUGCAGUGA